CCAUAGAAAUAUAGUGUUAGUAAACGUUGCAACGUUGAAUGGUAUUGUGUCGUCAUGUAGGCUGUGUAACUUAGAAAUUUAAACUAUUAAUCAUCGUUAUCGCUCAAUUGUUUGUAAUAAAAAGUUUAUAAUAAUACUAAUUGCGUUAAAAAAAUGUUUUUUGUUAUUUUUCCAAUCGAAGACAAUUGAUUACGAUUUUUUUAAACAAAAAUAUGGGCCUCGAAAAUCAAGUGGCUUUAGUGACUGGAGCAGCAUCAGAAAUCGGACAAGCUUACGUCAAAAAUUUACUUAAAAACAGAGUCAAGGUAUUACUUUGCGAUGAAUGCGUCGAAAAAUGCCAUGCUAUAGUCAGUGAGUUUGAAAAAGAGUUCCAAAAAAUAAAUGUGCUUUCAAUAAAAUGUGAUGUGACCAACGAAGAAGAAUUUGAAAAUGUUUUUAAAACCUGUAUGAAGUAUUUUGGUCGACUUGAUAUCGUCAUUAACAACGCUGGAGUCUUCGACGAGUCAAUUGUACGAUGGUCCAGUGUAGUCAAUAUAAACUACGGCGGAGUUGUAAGAGGCACUCUACUGGCGAUCAAGUACAUGGGGAUUCCAAACGGAGGCAUUGGUGGGACGGUCAUACAGACGACUUCUUUUUUGGUUUUCGGUGGCUGUUUUUCUAAUACACCCUUGUACAAAUCAACGAAAAAAUAUAUAACGGACUUUACAAAAAGACUCGGGGGCAAGCGUCAGUUCGGUCUUCAUGGAGUUAAACUUAUAACGUUGUGUCCCGGAUUCACGGGCACUAAAUUUCCGGAAACAUUAAAUCAAAUCGAAUCGGUGAACGACAGCGUAGAACACGUCGAAGACAAUCACGGUUCAAAUAAUCAAAUGAUUUUACAGGAUUCUGAAAACGUGGGAAAUGCCUUGAUUAUCAUUUUGGAACAAGGAAAGAAUGGAGAGACAUGGAUUGUCGAAGACAAUAAACCACCAAGAUUAGUUGAGUAUUAAAUGAAAAAAGUUACUAGUAAUUAUUAUAAAUAACAAGUAAACAUCUAAUAUUUAGUUUACUCUUUAUUUUGUAUAAUACAUUUUAUAUUUACCAAACAAAUUUUUUUCAAUGGAAGUAGGUACAUAUAGUACAAAGUGUACUAGAUGAUGUAUAAAUUAUUAUAGAAUGUAAUUAUGA
Molecule: messenger RNA, 1167 nt
Organism: Sipha flava (yellow sugarcane aphid)
Lineage: Eukaryota; Metazoa; Arthropoda; Insecta; Hemiptera; Aphididae
Product: 15-hydroxyprostaglandin dehydrogenase [NAD(+)]-like
Exons: 6
Coding region: 213-989 (258 amino acids)
Cellular component (GO): cytoplasm
Molecular function (GO): oxidoreductase activity, acting on the CH-OH group of donors, NAD or NADP as acceptor
Source: RefSeq, a predicted model, not a curated record